This is a messenger RNA of Physcomitrium patens, 1969 nucleotides long. Its product is annotated as acetylornithine aminotransferase, mitochondrial. Gene Ontology annotation, biological process: arginine metabolic process. Gene Ontology annotation, cellular component: chloroplast stroma. NCBI's taxonomy places the organism in Eukaryota, Viridiplantae, Streptophyta, Bryopsida, Funariales, Funariaceae. Gene Ontology annotation, molecular function: transaminase activity; identical protein binding; pyridoxal phosphate binding. The record is from RefSeq and is a predicted model, not a curated record.
GAGCUGCUAGGGUUAUGGACUGCAUUGAGUUUCGUAGCUUCAGGUGUUCGUUGACUGUUAGAGCGAGGUGUGGAGCGACCUGAGGCUUGGAGGUCGGUUAGAACAUGAUUUGAAGUAGGAAGUAGAGUGAACCGGAGAGUUUAAAGUGGCGGCAGGAAGAGUGGAAUUGGAAGGUGAGGGUAGACGAGGCAGAAUCAAGCUUCUUUGAACCGAAGCCCCAUUCCAGUUCAACAUGGCUGCUCACAAUCAAGCAAGCAAUCUGACCUUUGGUUGCGUUGCCGCGCUCCAAGUGGUGAAGGCUAGAGACGCAAGUGCACGGAGGGUGAAAAUGGCGGCUGUGGAGUCGGGCUUGGCUGGUGUGCAGCUCACGAAAGUGAGGCCUGGUGCGGAUGUCCUGAAGAGGGCAAAGAGGAAGAGUGUGGUGUUCCAGGCUGUAUUUACCGAGAGUGAGCCGGAAGUGAACGUUGCCAAUGACAUCUCCCAAGAAAUCAUUGGAGCAGAGUCUCAGUAUUUUGUUCAAACAUAUGCUAGGUCUCCUGUGGUAUUCGUUAGUGGGAAAGGUUGUAAACUGUAUGACGUCGAAGGCAACGAGUAUUUAGAUAUGACAGCAGGGAUUGCUGUGAAUGCUCUUGGACAUGGAGAUCCGACCUGGGUUAAAGCGGUUACUGAACAGGCAGGGAAACUCGCUCACGUUAGCAAUCUUUUCCAUACCGUACCUCAGGUGAAACUAGCUGAACGACUUGUGAGAUCAUCUUUUGCCGACCGGGUAUUUAUGGUCAACUCUGGCACCGAAGCUAAUGAAGCUGCAAUCAAAUUCGCACGGAAGUAUCAUUAUGCUUUGGCAAAGAGUAACGGGGAUACGGCACAGGGAGCCACAGAACUUGUAGCCUUCACUAAUGGUUUUCAUGGCCGGACUCUUGGAGCCCUUUCACUUACAAGUAAAAUACAAUAUAGGACACCUUUUGAACCCCUAGUGCCGGGUGCUAGUUUUGUGAACUUUGGAGACUUGGAAGCAACUAGAGAAAUAGUUGCUGGUAAGACAGCAGCUGUAUUUGUCGAGCCUUUGCAGGGCGAAGGAGGAAUAUGCCCCGCCACUGCUUCCUUCCUCAGGGGGCUUCGUGAACUUUGCGACGAAACUGGGACCCUUCUUGUUUUUGACGAGAUACAAUGUGGGUUGGGUCGUACCGGCCGCCUUUGGGCUCAUGAAACUUAUGACGUGAGGCCUGAUAUCAUGACGCUAGCAAAGCCUUUGGCUGGUGGCCUACCCAUUGGAGCUGUACUUGUAACAGAUAGGGUAGCUUCAAGCAUAGCAGCUGGUGAUCACGGUAGCACAUUUGCUGGAGGUCCUCUCGUGUGCCAUGCUGCACUUGCUGUGUUAGACCGCAUUCAGGCUCCUGGCUUCUUGGAGAGUGUAGCUGAGAAGGGUGCGUAUCUCAAGUCGCAACUGAACGAGAGGCUAGGCAAGAAUUCCCAUGUGAAGGAAGUACGAGGUGAGGGCCUCCUCGUCGGCAUUCAGCUUGAUGUUCCUGCCUCCCCGUUAGUUGCUUCUGCCCUCAAGGAAAAACUUCUCAUUCUCACCGCUGGUAAGGGUGACGUUGUCCGCCUAGCACCUCCCCUAAUCAUCUCCAAGCAAGAAAUUGACCAAGCUGUUGAUAUUCUGGUGAAGUGCAUGCCCUCACUUAAGUAGUAUGUCAAGGGUACCCUGGUACUAUGGUCUUAGUGUCUGGGUUAAUGUCCUGAUCAAAAGUAGUCAAUUAUGUUUUCCCUGACACUGCUUUCUCUCGUACUUCUGAACUGCGAGAAGGACCUUAGGGUCGUCUUGAGAGAACCAGAUUUGUAAGACUUAGCUAUAUUAUUCUGGAUAUAUAAUCUAGAAUCUGUUUACUAUUGUAGUACAAUCGAAUAUUUUCAUUGAUCACUAAGCCUUGUAUGCCAAAAUUUUGAUACAAUGGGGUUACACUUUACCGUA